Epinephelus fuscoguttatus (brown-marbled grouper) is the source of this 2714-nucleotide messenger RNA. It is a transcript of the gene cbln12, whose product is annotated as cerebellin 12. The transcript has 4 exons. Gene Ontology annotation, molecular function: protein binding. Gene Ontology annotation, cellular component: glutamatergic synapse; synaptic cleft. The record is from RefSeq and is a predicted model, not a curated record. Bases 1552 to 2151 code for a protein of 199 amino acids. NCBI's taxonomy places the organism in Eukaryota, Metazoa, Chordata, Actinopteri, Perciformes, Serranidae.
AGGGGUGUUGGUUUACUUCCUCACCUCUGGAGCCACACAACAUGGAACUUUGAGCAACUCUGAUGUUUCUCUCCCCUCAGAUAUCAGCCUCAGGUCAUCUGUCCUCAUUAAAGAGACAAAACCAUACUUUAUAAAACUGUGAUCAACUGAUAUCCACAUGGAAGUAUCACAGAUAACUGAAAAUGGAGCGUUCAGUGAGUGAACAUGAAGGGAUCCUAUGGUGGGACAGCAAAUGAAGAGGUUCCUUUUAAGAGGGGCAAAAAAUAGUCCUUGGUGACAAAAUUGCACUGUUAAUAUGUGUUUUUCAUUCCCCUGAAAUCAUACUGUAGAUGACUGAUUUUAAGAUAUUACAAUUAUGUUAAAGAAGGUUGUAAAUGUUGUUUUGAUGUCAGAAAUAAUUUUGUCAGAUGUUUUUGAAACUAGACAUUAACUCAUCCCAUCCUUUGUUAAGCAUCUCUGAUGGUCUGCCCCUGUUUGACUGAAAGCUGAAUUUUGUAAAAACAUAUUCAUGUGUGUAUUAGUUGUAUCUUUAUCAGGUUGGUUUAUGUAGUCAUACACUCAAAAAAACACUAAAAUAUUGUCCCCACAGAGAAACUGAUGCUGUAUCGUGUGAAUCCAGUCUGAUUAGUCUGAUCUUUUUUGAUAGGAGCUACCUUGCUUUAUAAAGCAUUGGUGGAGUUUCCCAUGAAGGUGCAUUUGAUCCUUUUUAAACUCAGCUUGAAGACACAAAAAGGAAUGACUGAUUUGAUUGGGUAUUAAAGAAAAAAGGGAAAACAACUGCCACUCACUCGCUAACUUUGCUCUUUGAAGCAGCUCAGAUACCCAAUUAUUUUCCCAUUUUCUUUAUUUCAGUAUAAAGGUGAGUGGGUGGAUGGUACAUAGAGGGUGAGAAAGAAGCAGAAGGAAAGGGGGGUGGCACAGAGAGAGAGAGCGGGAGAGGGAAAAGCGAGAGAGAGAGAAAGAUCAGAGCAUACUCUGGCUUGGCUACGAUCAGACUGACUACCUUGCUGUGAAAUAAUGUGAUAGGGUAGCAAGAGAACGGGGAUUUAUUUUUGACCACACAACAGUACUCCAACCGUGAGGAAGCAAUUGUUUUCACCUGAUAUGGAAUACAAGAUUGUUCAGAAGGAAACAGGUUUUUUGCUGAAGAAAUCAACUUGAAAAUACCAAGGGAUUUUUUUUUUUUUGUGAUUGUCAUUCUGGCCCCUGCUGACACAGCACGUAGGACACUGAAGAGAUUUGGGAUUUGUGGGGGCAAACAAGAAAAAUACAAACAGAAAGGGAAUGAUUGACAGCUAUGGCCAAUGAAGAAUUCUGAAUAUUUUCUGAAUAUUAUCCCAUCUGCUGGUUCUUUCGCUGCCUGGGUGCAUAUUAAUAUCCUUCAGCUGGUACCAACCAAAACUACAUAGAGGUUAAUAAAGUUUGAAACAUUUUCACAAAGACCAUUUGUUUCUCUGUAGCAUGUUUGUUUACAUUUCAAGUUGUCCAAAGUGACACUUCUCUACAUCAAAAUCAAUCAGAGAUAAUCAACUAAACAUCCCAGGUUCAGUCAUGCACCCCAGGUUUGUCACCGUCGACCUCUCCAUACUGUUGGGUGUGCUCCUGUUGUGGGGGCUUGUGGAGUCUCAGGGCCAGAAUGACACAGAGCCUAUCAUCCUUGAGGGGAAAUGUUUGGUCGUGUGUGACUCCACUCCUUCAUCCGAGCCUGCUGGUAACGCCCUGGGCAUGUCGGUCCGCUCUGGCUCUGGACGGGUGGCCUUUUCUGCCAGCCGCCAGACCAACCACGAGCCCACGGACAUGAGCAACCGCACCAUGAUCAUCUACUUUGAUAAUAUUUUGGUGAAUGUUGGCACUCAUUUUGACCAAGAAAGCAGUGUCUUCCUGGCGCCAAGAAGAGGCGUGUAUAGCUUCAACUUCCAUGUUGUAAAGGCCUACAAUAGACAAACUAUUCAGGUCAGCUUGAUGUUGAACGGCUGGCCAAUGAUUUCAGCUUUUGCUGGGGACCAGGAUGUGACCAGGGAAGCUGCAACAAACGCCGGCCUGGUGAUAAUGGAGAAGGGGGACAAGGCCUACCUCAGACUGGAGAGAGGCAACCUGAUGGGAGGCUGGAAGUACUCCACCUUCUCUGGGUUCUUGGUCUUCCCCCUGUGACUAAGGUGGUUGAGGUGUUGGAAGCGUGAUAGGAGAAUUGGUUAGAGCAGUAGUGAGAAUGAGGUGGAGAAAAAUUAAAGUUGUUGGAAAGGAAAGGAACUGUAACUCUUUAAACAGUGCACUGAGGGAUGUGAUUUAUGCAAAAAUGAGAUGAAGAUUGUGCAGAUCAAAAAUCAUUCUGACUCAAGACCAAAAAACAGGAGUGGAAAAACAUACAGUAAAAAUGAUUUACCUGUGGAUUUAAUUUGCUCUGUUUCUGUGAAUAAAUAUUUGUUUGGUUUGUAUAAGAGAUACUUUAAAUGUGACAAAAUUAUGAAGUAGCCAUGUGCAAUGUGGGCUUCUGUGCAAAGAUUUUUUUUUUUCAUUCUAAGUGUUGGAAACAUUGCUGUGCUCCACAUGGCACCCUGUCUAGCUAACAGACUUGCCAAACUUGCCCUUUACUCUGCAGUGUCGUAUGACUGAUGCUCCUCUAUAUGCCUGUUAAUCUCCUGCAACAAAUGUUUAUUUACACAGAAAUUUCUAUUGAGGAGAAAAUAUUGAAAUUAAAUAAAGUUGGCUCAGUA